This is a messenger RNA of Rhizophagus irregularis DAOM 181602=DAOM 197198, 978 nucleotides long. NCBI's taxonomy places the organism in Eukaryota, Fungi, Glomeromycota, Glomeromycetes, Glomerales, Glomeraceae. The record is from RefSeq and is a predicted model, not a curated record.
AUGGACCUUCAACAGUAUGACUUUAAUAUUAAGCAUCGAGCAGGAAAAGCAAAUGCAAAUGCAGACGCAUUAUCCAGAAUGUUUGAAGAAGAUAAUCAAACUCUUAGUUGUUUCAUGAUUUCUAUCGAAAAAGAAAGACAAACUAAUGCAAAUGAAAGCUUUACUCCAGUACAUGAAGAGUAUGAUGCAGAUUCAGAAGAUGAUUAUACUGAUAGACCUGCUCAAAGAGCCAUCGAUUUGUUAAAUCAUUGUGAUAAUUUAUUAUACGAUAUGCAAAGCUACAUUGAAGAACGAUCAGGAAAUAGUUCUCCUAUCAAUAUUAUUUCAGGAAUUCGAUAUGAGUUUGACAACCUCAAUGGACCUCAUUCAGAAGAUUGUAUUUGUAAAGAUUGUCAACCUCCUCCAGCCCGUUCACCAUCACCAUAUAGUUGCUGCAAUGAAAUUAUUUGUCAGUGUAAUGAAGAUAACUAUUCAAUUGAUACAGAAGAAUAUAAUAAUUCGUGGGAAAGACAAAUUAAUGGAGAGGCAUUCUCUGAUUAUUCAGAAGAAAAUCAGAUCAAUAUUGAAGAACAUAUCGCUUGGACCAUGUGUGGUAUGGACCGUCAAGCUCUAGAAAACAUGUAUUUAGAAAACAUCAAAAUUAAACAAGUAAUCGCUGGUCAACCAAUCAAUCAUGGUGGAAGUCGUUGUACCAUGGAAUGUGAUACAGAAAAUCAUCACGUGCACACAUAUUGUACGAUGUGCAAGAAGAAUUUAUUUUAUGGAACUACUAUACAUAACUGUAUCAUUGGAUUCACUUUAGGAAAAAUCAGGCCAGAUAUGAAUCCCAAAUUUCUUAUUAAUAAUCAAUGGUGGAAAGAACCUCAAGCAGUACAACUUGAAAAUAAUAUCAAUUAUCUUAAAUAUAUCGAACGAUUAAUUAAUUAUUUACCAGUUUACAAAGUAUCUUUGGAACCUUUCAUUGCCAAUUUGGACUAA